Molecule: messenger RNA, 1440 nt
Organism: Aspergillus ochraceoroseus IBT 24754
Lineage: Eukaryota; Fungi; Ascomycota; Eurotiomycetes; Eurotiales; Aspergillaceae
Product: MFS transporter
Exons: 3
Coding region: 1-1440 (479 amino acids)
Biological process (GO): transmembrane transport
Molecular function (GO): transmembrane transporter activity
Source: RefSeq, a predicted model, not a curated record
AUGUCCAGCAUCGAAGACACUGAAAAGGCAAAGAGAAAUGUCCCAGCGGAGGAAAAGGUCGACUGGGAUGGGCCGGACGAUCCCGAAAACCCCAUGAACUGGCCGAAAUACAAGCAGAUGCGGCAGCUGGUGCUGAUGGCCCUGAAUACCUUCAUCACUCCGCUCGCCUCGUCCAUGUUCGCUCCCGGUGUCCAAGGGGUCAUGGGCGAUUUCCACUCCACGGACUCCAUGCUGGCCUCAUUCGUCGUCUCGGUUUACGUGCUGGGGUAUGUCGUGGGUCCAUUCAUUGUUGCGCCUCUGGCGGAGUUGUAUGGGCGCGUGCCUGUAUAUCACGGCUGCAACGUGCUCUUCCUAGUCUUUACCAUCGCCUGCGCCGUCGCCCAAAGCCUCCCACAGUUGAUUGUCUUCCGACUGCUGGCUGGUGUCGCAGGCGUCUGUCCGCUCACUAUUGGUUCUGGGACAGUUGCGGAUAUGAUUGUGGCAGAGAAGCGUGCUGGUUUUAUGGCUGUGUGGGCAAUGGGACCUAUUCUUGGCCCAAUUGUAGGGCCAGUUGCCGGAGGCUUUUUGGCUCAAGCAGAGGGAUGGAGAUGGGUCUUCUGGGUGAUUGCAAUCACGACCGCGGUUAUUGGUAUUGGCUGUCUCGUUAGCUACCGAGAAUCGUAUGCCCCCGUCUUGCUCGAACGAAAGGCUGCUCGACUUCGCAAGGAAACUGGAAACCCCCGACUGCGUUCUGUGUAUGAUCAUGGCCGUCUUCCCAGGGAAGUAUUCACCGAUGCAUUUACCCGACCAAUUAAACUCCUCUUUUUAUCGCCGAUUGUCUUCCUUUUCUCCUUGUUUGCGGCCGUCUCAUACGGGUACCUGUACCUGAUGUUUACAACCCUCACCGGCAUUUUCGAGAGCACCUACGGGUUCUCUCCAUCUCUGGCUGGUCUUGCGUACCUUGGUUUUGGUGUCGGUAGCUUCAUCGGGCUCAUAAUCAGUGGAAUAAUUGGGAACAAAAUUGCUGCCUCGCAUACUGCUCGCGGUAUCUUCAGGCCCGAGUCACGUCUCCCACCCAUGGUGUUUGGCAGUUGGGCGAUCCCAAUUGGACUCUUCUGGUACGGCUGGUCAGCGUAUGCCAAAGUUCACUGGAUCGUACCCAUUAUAGGUACUGGAGUGUUUGCGGUUGGGCUGAUGACUGUGUUUAUGGCAGCCAACACGUAUCUCGUUGAUUCGUACCUGCUUCACGCCGCAUCAGUCACAGCGGCCAAUACUGCCCUGCGAUCCCUUGCUGGAGCCGUGCUCCCCCUUGCCGGGCCAUCGAUGUAUGAAGCUCUGGGUCUGGGCUGGGGCAAUUCGGUUCUGGCUUUCAUUGCCCUUGCUAUGUGCGCCUGUCCAUUAUUAUUCUGGAAGUAUGGGGAGAAGAUUCGAACCCAUCCCCGGUUCCAGAUCCGCCUAUAG